Messenger RNA from Drosophila bipectinata, 868 nucleotides. RefSeq names its product Elongase 68beta (gene Elo68beta). Gene Ontology annotation, cellular component: endoplasmic reticulum membrane. The record is from RefSeq and is a predicted model, not a curated record. Gene Ontology annotation, molecular function: fatty acid elongase activity. Lineage: Eukaryota; Metazoa; Arthropoda; Insecta; Diptera; Drosophilidae. Gene Ontology annotation, biological process: fatty acid elongation, saturated fatty acid; sphingolipid biosynthetic process; fatty acid elongation, polyunsaturated fatty acid.
AAUCUUAAAGCCGGUAACAUUCGAUGGCGUUCAAUGGCAAUGACACAGACAUCGGUCUGCCCCCGAAUGGCAGCUAUCUAUAUAGGUUUGUGGCGCCACCGGACGAGCGGACACGCACGUGGCCUUUGGUCGAAUCGCCUUGGAAUGUGGCCGCCGUGUUGGCCACCUACCUAUUAAUGGUACGAUUCGGGCCCAAAUGGGCAGCCAGAUACAAGCCGAUGCAGUUGCGAGUGCCAUUGUUCCUGCACAGUCUGGCCAUGGCCCUUCUGAAUGCCCACAUUUUCCUGGAGCUCUUUACGGCAUCGCGGGCCCUGGGCUACAGCUACGCCUGUCAGCCGUGUCGAGUGAGCUAUAGCCCUCAUGAAAUGCGUAUUACAGCGGCCCUUUGGUGGUUCUUUAUCUCGAAAGUGUUUGAAUUCGCCGACACGGCCUUCUUUAUCCUUCGGCACAAGUGGAGGCAGCUAACUUUCCUGCACGUCUACCACCAUAGCAGCAUGUUUUUCCUCACAUGGGCGGCUGCCAGAUGGAUGCCUUCGGGCUCAACUUUUCUACCUGGCAUGAUUAACUCCUUCAUACACAUAAUAAUGUAUGGAUAUUAUGCAGCAAGCUCCUUGGGCCCUCGAAUCCAGCGGUUCUUAUGGUGGAAGCGUUACUUGACCGGACUUCAGCUAGUACAGUUUGGAUAUGGAUUCAUUUGGGGCGCACAGGCUCUGAUCCGCAAGUGUGAAGUCAGCUAUUGGGCAUUAAUUACAGCAAGUGUCUAUAUGCUACCUUUUCUUUAUUUGUUUGGCAAGUUCUACCGUAAUAGUUAUGGACCUAAGGCGGGUUCUAAGAAAGCCAUGUAAAAAUAUAUAAAAAGUAAACACUG